AUGCAAUCUCGCGCUUUGUCGAGCCUGAUAUGCUACUACAGAAAAGCAUCGGUAUUGUCCAUUUCAGACCAUCACCAAUCCGUGCAACUGUUACGUUCGAUUUGCUCUUCCAUCCACCCGGGAAGCUCGAGACCUAGAAGAGACGGAUAUAGGUUGAAAUCACGUGUCGCACGACCCGAAUGGCUGAUUGGGAACCUGUGCAAAGAAGGUAGAAUCGCAGAAGCACGCAAACUGUUCGACGGAAUACCUGAGAGAGAUGUGAUCACAUGGACGGAUGUGAUCACUGGGUAUAUUAAGUUAGGGAAUAUGAGAGAAGCUAGAGAACUGUUUGAUCGGGCUGAUUCUAGGAAAAAUGUGGUUACUUGGACGGCCAUGGUUAGUGGGUACUUGAGAUCUAAGCAGUUUCCUGUAGCUGAGAUGCUUUUCCAGGUAAUGCCAGAGAGAAAUGUUGUUUCUUGGAAUACUAUGAUUGAUGGGUAUGCUCAGAGCGGGAGAAUUGACAAGGCCCUGGAACUGUUCGAUGAAAUGCCUGAGAGAAACACCGUUUCCUGGAACACAAUGAUUAAAGCGCUGGUUCAGCGUGGGAGGAUAGAAGAGGCGAUGACUCUAUUCGAAAGAAUGCCUAUAAGGGAUGUCUAUUCAUGGACUGCUAUCGUUGAUGGAUUGGCAAAGAACGGUAAGUUAGAUGAAGCAAGACGGGUUUUCGAUUGUAUGCCUGAAAGAAACAUCGUUUCAUGGAAUGCGAUGAUCACAGGUUAUGCACAUAACAAUAAAAUAGAUGAAGCUGACCAACUCUUUCAAGUGAUGCCAGAAAGAGACUUUGCUUCUUGGAAUACGAUGAUCACAGGGUUUAUACGAAAUGGGGAAAUAAACAAGGCAUGUGUUUUAUUCGACCAGAUGCCUGACAAGAAUGUAAUAUCCUGGACCACGAUGAUUACAGGAUACGUCCAGGAUAAAGAAAACGAGGCUGCGCUUAACGUUUUCGCAAAGAUGUUAAGGGAAGGCUGUGUUAAACCUAACGUAGGAACUUAUGUGAGCAUUUUAAGCGCCUGCAGUGACUUGGCUGGGCUUGUGGAAGGGCAGCUGAUUCACCAGUUGAUAUCUAAGUCGGUGCACCAAAAGAACGAACUUGUGACUUCAGCGCUUGUUAACAUGUACUCAAAAUCCGGUGAACUAAAUGCUGCCAUAAAGAUUUUCAAUGAUGGGCUGGUAAGCCAAAGGGAUAAAGUAUCAUGGAACAGUAUGAUUGCAGUGUAUGCACACCACGGGCAUGGGAAGGAAGCAAUUGAAAUGUAUGAUCAGAUGCGGAAACAUGGGUUCAAACCCAAUGAGGUGACCUAUCUUAACUUGCUAUCGGCUUGCAGCCACUCUGGAUUGGUAGAGAAAGGAAUGAAGUUCUUUGAGGAGCUCGUGAGAGACGAAUCACUUCUUCUGCGAGAAGAUCACUAUACGUGUCUCGUGGAUCUCUGUGGUCGGGCUGGUAGAAUGAAAGAUGUGUUAAAGUUCAUCAAUCGUGAUGAGCUUAGGUCAUCAAGAUCCGUAUAUGGAGCGCUCUUAUCCGCUUGUAAUGUUCAUGGUGACGUAAGUAUUGCCAAAGAGGUGGUGAAGAAGGUUCUGGAAACAGGGUCGGAUGAUGCUGGGACUUAUGUAAUGAUGUCUAAUAUAUAUGCGGCGAGCGGGAAAACGAAGGAAGCUGCAGAGAUGAGAAUGAAGAUGAAGGGAAAAGGGUUGAAGAAACAGCCAGGUUGCAGUUGGAUUAAUUUUGGGACUGAGAAUCAUGUUUUUGUCGUUGGAGAUAAGUCUCAUCCUCAGUUUGAAGCCCUUGAUUCGGUAAUAUCCGAUCUUAACAAGAAAAUGAGGAAGCACAAGAACAUGACUUCACAAGCAGGAGAAGAUGAGUUCUUGGCUAUUUGA
This is a messenger RNA of Arabis nemorensis, 1914 nucleotides long. The record is from the annotation of a GenBank genome assembly. Lineage: Eukaryota; Viridiplantae; Streptophyta; Magnoliopsida; Brassicales; Brassicaceae.